AUGUCUGAGUGGUUGGAGCUUAAACUCAGCAGCGAAUUUGCCAACAGUCGAAGGGAUGACGAUCAACUGUCAACGAAGUCUGUUCACUCGGUUAACUGUGAACCAGAAAAGGAAGCGAAGAGGAGGCAAAUGAAUGACAGUCAGGAGAGAUCACCAGUGUCUCACCGGCUACACUUUGUGUGGGCCACUCGACAGACGACGGACGUCUCGGAUCAGCGGAUGUUCAUGAAAACUGCUCUGCGAGAACUUUUACUACAUCUCGUCUUCAUUACGCUUUUACUACUCAUACAUCCAUCUCCAAGUAUUCGACGCACUCUACUGGGACACGUGGUAUAA
This is a messenger RNA of Dicrocoelium dendriticum, 336 nucleotides long. The record is from the annotation of a GenBank genome assembly. Lineage: Eukaryota; Metazoa; Platyhelminthes; Trematoda; Plagiorchiida; Dicrocoeliidae.